Messenger RNA from Zootermopsis nevadensis, 5256 nucleotides. The record is from RefSeq and is a predicted model, not a curated record. Lineage: Eukaryota; Metazoa; Arthropoda; Insecta; Blattodea; Termopsidae.
CGUGACUCAGUUUUCCUCUAACCGAUGGCCAGAGGUUGUUGUUGUUGUGUGGGUGUCUAUGUUUACCAGAGAGGGAAAGAAAGAAGAAAAACGCAAGGCGAAGCUUUGGGUUCCCAGCGCCUCGGGUGUCAUUCUAUUUUUGCACGUCGAGGUCCGAGUUGGAAGGGGUCCCAUCAGGCCCAGCGCUUCAGUGGCUGGGAAGAUCGCGGACGAACGAGACGAAGCGAUUAUUUUUGAACACGACCAAUGUUGCUUCAAGACGUUGAUGAGAAGAUAAAUACAAAUAUGCGCGAAGAAGCUUUCAGUUGUCGACGGAAGUGCGCCAUGACGAGCAGUGGGUCACGGAUUUUGCAGCGGAGAAACGCGUGCGAUCGCAUUUGUACUCCGGGUGUUUGUGCGUCGAAGGUGGGCCCAGACGAGUACAGGACUGAACGGGACGCCACCGAAAAUGGCAGCACUGUCGCGCCUCAGAGGAAAACGUUCAACAUCAACGAAGACGUACGUCGCCGAGUUCCGCGACAUCGGAACACAGACGUGAAUGAUGUAUCGAGUGGUUGUGUUUGCACGUGUCCUGUGAUAUGUAUCGAUAGCACAAAAGAGACCAGGCCGAGUGUCACGGUCAGCAGCGACGCACUGGCCUGCGAGGAUGAUGAGUUUGCGGUGAUCAGGCUCAGCUUACGUAAGCCGCGACGCUGGAAAUGGAAACUGACGACCUGUGCCUCGUCACCCGCCGUCAUCUUGCUCGACGAGAGGGGGGACCUGUUGAUCGACACAGCCAUGCGGCCAGGAACGCCCGUCGACAACAACGGGAAUGAUACCGGUGUUCAGCCAAGUCGACGAACGCAGAGAAACGGAUGGGAACAGCGUGACAUCUGCGCUGAGUACAGAGAAGGUGAUCGCUUGAGAAGCAGAAAGAUAACCGAGAGGCCUGUCAGAGAUUUUGAACAGAAACAGAAAGACGAUUUGAUGAAAAGCGUGUCGCUGCGAGAGGGGCUGAGAUCGAUGAUCCCACAGAGAAGCGGUCCAGAGACGAGGGGUCGAUCUCUCGACGCAAGUGUGCGAUCGACGAGUACGCAAAGUCGCUCUGCGUCCGACGUCUCAGUCAAAGACCGUCGCUUGUCGCCGAGGAGCAAAGCUCGUCGCCACUUCGUCUUGAGACGACGGAACUGUGCAGACAGCUCCACGUCCAGUGAUUCAUCGUCGGAUGUCAGCGCGACAACGGCGCGCAGGGGCAGAACCACAGGCGGCCGUUCAUUGCCGUCGCAUGAAGAGGCCAAAGGCGGUUCCGAUGUGUCCCGUUUAAAGAAGCUUCAUCGCCGUCGGUCUUCAAGCAGGAAGCGGAAAGGACGGCAUGACCCGACUUCCGGCAGUCCAGCGACUUCGCGGCGAAUCAGACGCCGCCAGCAAGGUCAGAACCUGUCGUCGUUCAAAUUAGAUUCCGGGAUGGGCUCAAACGUCAGCCGGCAUUCGGAGAAAGGUUUGUCCGGGCGUCGGACGCAGUCCAGCGGGAACUUAUGCAACGGCAACAAAAUCUUGGCGCCCAGCGUGGGCCGAAUCCUCGUACCAUGCAGCGGGGGCGUCGGUCCCAAAGAUCGCAACAAGUUCUGUGGCUCUCUGCCGAACCACUUGGAUUCCAAACACUGUGAUCUCCCCGACGCUUGUUGCAAUGGUAACAACAACAAUGGCGAACACACCGUCCCCAAGAACGAAUGCGACGACGUGGAGCUACGCCUCCAUCCGCUGCCACCGCCGUACACCCUGGACCCCGCAGCGCUGCAUGACCAAGGCUACGGGUCCGAGAGGUCUCCUGAGGAGGAGCACCCCCCGUCAUUGCCCGGGAUGCCGGAGCUGACCAGCAAGUACCCGUUCAUCACAAGAGAAGCGACGUCCGAGGUACGCCUCCUGAAGAGCAGCCGUGGCCUGGGUCUCAGUGUGACUGGCGGAGUGGAUUCUGGCGAGCAGUGGCCUGGGUUGGUGCGCAUCAAGCGACUGUUUCAGCACCAGCCGGCGUGGCAGAGCGGUCAACUCGCCCAGGGCGACGUCCUGCUGGCGGCGAAUGGCGUCCACCUCAUCGGCCUGACCAACUAUGAAGCCCUAGAGGUGUUGCGGACAACGCCGAACAACGUGGUGUUGACCGUCUGCCGCCCCCCGGUGCACUUCUUCUCCGUGGGGCUUGUGACGUACUGUCGACCGUCCGGAAUGCGGGGUUCCCCCGGCGCCAGUCUGCUUCCUAACCCAAACGUAAUUGUAACGGGAAAGCGGCAAGGUGUGAAGUGUGGGUCGAGGAAGAUGGCGUCUGAUAGUUGUCUCGCUGAUUCUGUGUUGUUGGAGUUUGACAUUGUCCUGACCAAAGUUAAUCGGAGUCUUGGUUUUACCUUGCGGAAGGAGGAUGAAAGUGUUUUGGGUCAUUAUGUUCGUGCACUGGUUCGCGAACCCGCGCUCUCUGAUGGUCGCAUCAGGCCUGGUGACAAAAUAGUCGCAGUAAAUGACGCUGAUAUUUCGCCGAUGAGUCAUGAAGAAGCAGUGAUGUUUCUCCGCCAGUGUGGUGACCGAGUGAAGCUUCGUCUGUACAGGGAUGCGUCCCAGACUCCAGUGUCUGCACUGUCACCUACCGACGAGGCGAAGACUUUCAAACCAAAGCCAUUGCUCAGGAAGGAGGCAAUCGAUAUGCUGUCAGAUUUGGCUGUGAAGAAGCUCUCACCAUGUGAUUCCAGUAGUUCAAGCUAUGGCAAGUUACACAGAGUUUCAGACAGGCAAAGUUCAUCUCCGUGUUCAUCGCCUCGGAGACGCCGACUCACUAAGACACCGUCCCCAGAUGUGCAUGGAGCUACGUUGGACAGGCUUGGGCAGAAGUAUAUGGUAACUAGUCAUGUUGGCAACUCUGACUCAUCUGGUGAGCAGUCUCAGGCGAGCACAUUUACAUAUCCAAGCAUGGACUCCACAAAGGCGAGGGGCGAUGCAAGUAGUUUUGCAUCCACUGCAGGCAGUGGUGAUAGCAUUGACAUGAAACCUCAGCGCCCAAAUUUUCUUGAUCUUUGUGGUGGUAGUGCCACACCAUGCGCGUCCAGGAAAAAGAAGUUCACAUUUUCUGUCGCAGCAACUGGAGAUGAUGAGUGGGACUCAGUGGCGGUAACUAGUGAAUCAGAUGAGCUUGCAACUAAUAUGACACUUGGUAGUGUGAGUCAGUGCUAUCCAACUACAAGUGAUAGCAGUGAGGAGUUUAGGACUGAUGGUGUUGGUAGCAAUGAUCCAAACUGUGAUGGUAGUUUACCAACAGAGCCAGCGAGUAUGCCUCCACUAACGAACUUGUCGUCAACAUCCAGCACUUCGACGGCAUUCAGUUACAGGAAUCCGGCCUACCAGUCGGCACAUCCGGGAUGUUACGCGUCAAACAGCCAAAGCAGUAUGAGGAAAAACUCGGAUGAUGUGACUGAGCGCGCGUCAGACCAGGACAUACCGGGAAAACUUUUUAACUGCCAAGCUGGAUCUGGUGGUAAUGGUUCUCGGGGGCUACUCAAGUGGAAAGGAAUUGUGUUUACACCAGAGAAUGAUGAAGUGGGGAACAGCAACAUUUCCACGUUCACAGAUGACUCCAGCACUCAGCUCACAGUUGACAGGGAAAGUGAACAAGAAAAUCAGGUGUUCAUGGUGGAGCUGACCCGUGGCUGGAACAGUCGACUGGGCUUCAGUUUGAGGGGAGAUGGUCAUCACACUUACAUCAGUGCCAUAUAUGCAGACAGUGUGGCCGCUAAGGAUGGCCGAUUGCAAGCGGGGGACCAAGUACUCAUGGUGAAUGAUGAGAAUGUGGAUAACAUGAGCACUGCUGAGGUCAUUGAUCUGCUAAGAAAGAUUCGUGGUACGAUUGGUAUCACAGUUUUGAGGAAAAGUGGACCAAAUCUUCAAGUUUCAUGAUUGUUAGCUGAGAAAAAUUAAAACUUUUUGUGUCCUUAAGUCAUUAAUAUUCUAGUUUUCAGAGGGCACUGUUUUCAUGUGAUCGUUGUUCCCUUUCUAAAUACAGAAGAAAGAAGGCGCUGCUUUCAGAUAUUUUUACUGAACUCAGUUAUAAUUCAGGUGUCAUAUAUCUAGUUUAAGGGAAUUAGAAUAUUGUAAUUUUACGAACACACGUGUGUUGUCUGUUAAAAGUAUUUAAAUUUCUGUAAAUCAAGUAAUGACGCUUUCAAGAUGUGCAAAAUAAGGUUUUAGAAAAUGUUCAGCAGAGACCAUAUGUAAGAAUUGGUAUUUACAAACCUUUCUUUCUUUAUAGGACCUCUCCUUUCCAUUGCAGAUUUCAGUUCUGAACCUUCAUUGUUGUUCUUAACUUAAAGUGCUUUAUCAAAUUUUUGAUUCCAAAUUAAUUUGGCUGUGCCAUUGAAUGUAAAGCAUUUGCAUUACUCUUGUGCUUUUGAAAGAUUUUGUUCAUUAGAAAUUAAUUCCUAUCUUGAUUCAAGUGCCAUUUUUUAUAAUUUCCAAAGAAUUUUUAGUGGAAAAUUAAUGAAAGAUCCCUUUUGCAUAUUCAUAUUUGCCUUUCAACUUUGAAUUUGCCAUUAACACACUAAAACGUUCUGAGGUUUGAGCUAGAAGAGUGGACCAUUAAAAAUAAUUUCUGUACGAUCUCUUCUGCUUUUUACUACAAAAUACAGUAUUAAAUAUAAUAUAUAUUAUGUGGCUUUGUGAUUCAAAAUAAUUUAUUUUAUAAAUCUGGUUAGAUUAAAAUUAGCCCCUUAAAUACGUCUAAAUAAUAUGAUACUGCAUCUGUUACUAUUCUGCUCCUGCAUUAUAGAGUAUUAGUCUUGAAACCAGUUCAAGUAGAAAGCACAUGGCGUAUUACGUGGUGAAGCUACAUUAUUUCAUUAAAAAUGAAAAAAAAUGUAGUGUGAAGGAAGUAUCUACAAAAGGUUCCGUUGCAGUAUUAGUUUCAGCUUCAUAGAUAUGUGAAUGCCACUUACUGUAAUUCCUUGAGUGGGGAUAAAGUCACUGCAUCUGCAGGUUGACUGAAAAUAGAUUUAUAAAGAAUUAUUGAAACUAUAAAACAUAAGUAUUCUUUGUAAUGUCGUUAUAAAUGUGUAAUUAUUUUUGUAAUGCACUUUAAUUUUGGUCAAGCUAAAAAUGAGAGAUUCUGUAGUUAGAUGGAUGCAAGAAAAUUCUUUGUGCUUCCAUGUAGAGUGAAUUUAUAAUCAGUACACAAAUGUGCGUACUGUGUAACCAAAGAGUAACUAGAAAUAUCAUGUGUAAAUAUAUCUGAUUUGUGACUUAGAA